AUGUGGACAGAGAAUAAAGCAGUUAUCUAUACCACUGCCCGUGAAGAUGAGGUGUCCGCAAGAGGUGGAACAGUGCAGGAUCGCAAGGAUAUGUGGCGAGUGGGAAGGGAGCAGGAGUUGAAUCGCAAUUUCCGAUUUCUGUCAGUUCUGGGAUUUACGGCGGUGUUGAUGUGUACCUGGGAAGCAGUUCUUUUGGCUCCAACAUCCGGCGGCCAAUAUCACUGGGUAUCCGAAUUUGCGCCUCCCAGUUGCCAGUGCAUAUUGAGCUACAUCACCGGCUGGAUCUGCGUGCUUGGAUGGCACACUGGGAUUGCCGGAUGUUGCUAUACCGUUGCAAACAUGAUGGUCGGGGUGGUCGCCAUCAAUUACCCCGAUACUUAUACGUACGAGCCGUGGCAUGUCACUCUGCUGGUCAUUGCAGUGGCGCUGGUUGCUUUGCUGUUCAACACACUGCUGGCGCAGAAACUCCCCUUGAUUGAGGGGAUGAUUCUCAUUAUCCAUUGCUUUGGAUUCUUUGGCAUUUUGAUUCCUCUGUGGGUGCUGUCGCCAAAGCCAGACGCAUCAGAUGUCUUUGGAUCUAUUGAAGAUCGAGGCGGCUGGGGAAAUAACGGUCUUGCUUGUCUGGUUGGGUUGGUCGGACCGAUUUAUGCCCUGAUCGCCGAAGAGAUCCGUGACGCGUCCCGAGUGCUCCCCCUUGGCAUGAUCUGGACUCUCAUUCUUAACGGCUCUACCGGACUUGUCAUGAUUGUCACAUUCGCCUUCUGUGUCGGGGAUAUUGACCAUGUGUUGGAAUCUCAGACGGGCUUUGCAUUCAUCCAAGUCUUCCUCAACUCGACAGGAUCCGUCAGAGCAGCCACUGGGAUGACGGUGGUAAUCAUGGUCAUGCAGUUCUGCGCUGCCAUCAGUAAUGUAGCCACGACAUCCCGCCAGAUCUAUGCAUUUGCACGAGACAAGGGCCUUCCGUUCUCCAACUUCCUGUCAAAGGUUAACCCCACUUUCACCGUGCCCUUGAAUGCUCUAUGCGUGAGCUUGGUCAUUGUUUCCCUUCUCUCCCUGAUCAAUAUUGGAUCGUCCGUGGCCUUCAAUGCCAUCAUGUCUCUAGGCACAGCAGCUCUCCUUUCCUCGUACAUCAUCUCCAUCACCUGUGUUCGAAUCCGACGCUGGCGCAAGCAACCUCUACCUCCCGCCCGCUGGAGCAUGGGACGAUUCACUCCCUUUGUCGAUACAGUCUCCAUUCUUGUUCUGAUCGUCGUUUGGGUCUUCAGCUUCUUCCCUCUAACCGCGCACGUCAAUCCGACGAACAUGAAUUGGGGCGUGGUGAUAUUCGGUGGUGUGAUUCUGCUCGGCAUGGUGCAUUACCAGUUACGUGCGAAAAAGGUAUAUAAAGGGCCGGUGACAAGAGUGAAUGUGAUGACCGAAUGA
Aspergillus terreus NIH2624 is the source of this 1422-nucleotide messenger RNA. RefSeq lists its product as uncharacterized. Gene Ontology annotation, biological process: transmembrane transport. The record is from RefSeq and is a predicted model, not a curated record. Gene Ontology annotation, molecular function: transmembrane transporter activity. NCBI's taxonomy places the organism in Eukaryota, Fungi, Ascomycota, Eurotiomycetes, Eurotiales, Aspergillaceae. Gene Ontology annotation, cellular component: membrane. Bases 1 to 1422 code for a protein of 473 amino acids. The transcript has 5 exons.